GCGCGAACUUUCUAACAAGCGGACUAAUUAGUUCCCCUAGAAAAAUGCAUGAGACUUAAAAAGUCAUUGUGAUUCUCCUGGAUUUGAUGACUUGUCCAGAAUUUCGAGAGUCUGGACAUUCCUGUGCAUUCUGCUGCUUCAUUAAUUGACUACGGCUUUACAGCUUGAUAUCAGUCGAGAAAUUCUAAACAUGGCUACUAAUAGUCCCACCCAGUCUGUCCUUAUUACAGGCUGCAGCGCCGGCGGCAUCGGCUCAGAACUGGCUCGCGAGUUCCAGCAUCGCGGCCUGCACGUCUUCGCUACCGCCCGCACCCUCUCCAAGAUGGACCACCUCAAAGAUUUGCCCAACGUCACCCUCCUCCGCCUCGACGUCACCGACCAGUCCACCAUCGAUAACGCCGUCGCCGCUGUGCGCGACGCCGGCGCAGGAAAACUGAACUAUCUCAUUAACAAUUCGGGUGCGCAACACAUCGCGCCUGUGCUGGAAACCGACCUCGAAACGACCAAGUCCAUUUUCGACGUAAACGUGUUUGGCGCCAUGCGCGUCACCCAAGCCUUUGCGCCGCUGCUCAUCGCCGCGUCUGGCUGCAUCGUCAACAUUUGCUCUAUCCUGGGCCACCUGCAUAUGCCAUGGAAAGGAGUUUAUCUAGCCAGCAAAGCCGCCGUCGAGAUGCUGAGCGAAACGUUGCGGCUCGAGCUCCGGCCCCUGGGCGUUCGAGUUGUGUCGCUCGUCACGGGCGCGGUCAACACCAACAUCACGGCAUCGGCGUCCCGCACCGAGCUGCGCGACGGCUCUCCGUACAAGGUCAAAUCAGUCGAGGAUGCGAUCCAGAAGCUUACCAGCGGCAAGGAUGGCAUCAAGCGGACCCCGGCCGACGAGUUCGCGAGAAAGGUGGUUGAGGACAUCCUUGGAGGCGUCUCUGGGCGGAUAUGGAGGGGACAAAUGGCUGGGGUGACUAGCAUCGCUACCAAGAUGGUGCCCAGUAGUAUUCUGGACAACCAACUGAUGGCAAAUGCAGGCAUGGAAGGCAUUGUAAAGAAAUCCUCGUGAUUUAAUUUUUUUGGGAUCUUGGCGGGUUUGGGUGUCUCUCGUGGGUUACUUCCCAUCAAUCCAUACAUGUAAGUCAGCUUCCUAAUGUCAAACUUUUACGACAUGUUGGCCAAUGGCAUUCCUCUGGAUGUCCUAAUGGAGAACCAAAACGUUGAGGCAGUAGAACUGUUGCGCAGGAGGGUGUCCCGAACCCUAUGAUGGAUUGCAAUGUUGACAAAGGGCACAUCUUUACUCUGCCACAUUUACCAUACAAAUAGAAUCUUCCUUCCUUAGCUGACCUCACCAGGUCAAUAGGCUGCUGGCUGCGCAAUUUGGUUUCCCUUGGGAAGAUGAUUGGCUCGGACUGUUUGGCCAUGCAUGAACCACCUCUGUCUCGCUUUCUUUGUCCUAUGCUCUACCCAAUCUGCAUGGUGACCCCAUGCUCACCGCAAAAAGCCAAAUACAAGCUUGUUGUGCUUAACGGCUUGAAAAGGGGUUUUCCUGCGCGCAGAUUCUCCAAACCGGCCUCUUCCGCCACCUAAAAACAUCAAUCAUUGAGCGGUGUUGCUGGAUGGGCCCCGGUACCACCCUGCAGUCAACUCCCACGUUCAUGUAUGAUGUAU
Molecule: messenger RNA, 1653 nt
Organism: Pyricularia grisea
Lineage: Eukaryota; Fungi; Ascomycota; Sordariomycetes; Magnaporthales; Pyriculariaceae
Exons: 2
Coding region: 191-1051 (286 amino acids)
Biological process (GO): triglyceride catabolic process; phosphatidic acid biosynthetic process
Cellular component (GO): endoplasmic reticulum; lipid droplet
Molecular function (GO): triacylglycerol lipase activity; acylglycerone-phosphate reductase (NADP+) activity
Source: RefSeq, a predicted model, not a curated record